AAAGUGUAGGAAGCAAGAGUGGAAAGCAGCAACCGCCCCCUUCGUUUUCGAGCUCGCGGUUUUCGUUUUUGAGAAGAGAUAACGCUGCAGACGACAUGGCAGGAGUUACGGCACGAGUUAGUGUGAUGUUUGGGCACCUGCAGCGGCAAGCAGCCCGUCCAAGCCCGGCGCUUUGCACGACUGCGGCCAGCAAGAGAAGUUCGAGUUCAAGUUCGGCUGCAGGAGACGCCUGGUGGGCCAAACACUCCAGGAUCCCCGUCCUGGACUCAGAGAUGAGCUACUUCGACUCUGAUCCAGGUGCCGACAAGACAACAGUCAUCUUCCUGCACGGCAACCCCACCUCCUCCUUCCUGUGGAGGAACAUCAUCCCGCUGGUCCAGCCGCACGCCCGCUGUAUCGCCCCCGACCUCAUCGGUAUGGGCCGCUCCGGCAAGAACCCGUCGGGAUCCUACAGAUUCGUGGACCACUACCGCUACCUGAGCGCCUUCUUAGACAAGGUCAAAGUCCCCAGCCAGCUGUCCCUAGUGCUGCAUGACUGGGGUUCAGGUCUGGGUUUCCACUGGAGCCAUCAGAACCCUGCCAGGGUCCGCGGCAUCGCCUACAUGGAGGCUUUGGUGGCUCCUGUCAAGAAAUGGGAGCAUUUCCCUGACAUAUCCAGGAAGGUGUUUCAGGCGAUGAGAUCAGAGGGAGGAGAGGAGAUGGUCCUGAAGAAGAACUUCUUCGUCGAGCGCCUUCUCCCGAUGGCGGUCGUGCGCGAGCUGAGCGAAGACGAGAUGGCCGCGUACCGGGAACCGUUUCUCGAGCCGGGCGAGUCGCGACGCCCUACCCUCACCUGGCCGCGGGAGAUACCGGUGGUUUCCGAUGGACCCCAGGACGUGGUGGAAAUCGUGCAGGGGUACCGCGAGUGGUUAAAAGCCACGGACGACAUUCCGAAGCUGUACGUUCACGCCAAACCCGGCUUCUUCAGUUCUGCGAAUAAGAAAGUUUCAGAAGAGUGGCCUAACGUGAAGACUGUGACUGUGAAGGGGCUACACUUCAUACAGGAGGACUCUCCUCAGGAGAUUGGAGAAGCCAUUGCAGAGUUUGUGAAGGACAUGUAAAGAUUGGCUGUGAUCAGUUAAGGGGUGUGUUUAGACUCUGUUGGGCUUAGUUCACCUUUGCAAGUGUGGAAAAAAAUAGAUGAGUUUUUGCCACUCAUGAGUCACUGAUGAAAAGUAGUGGAUGCUACAUUGGUGAAGGUUAGAC
Branchiostoma belcheri (Belcher's lancelet) is the source of this 1245-nucleotide messenger RNA. Its product is annotated as renilla-luciferin 2-monooxygenase-like. The transcript has 4 exons. The record is from RefSeq and is a predicted model, not a curated record. Gene Ontology annotation, molecular function: catalytic activity. The coding region runs from base 96 to 1100 and encodes 334 amino acids. NCBI's taxonomy places the organism in Eukaryota, Metazoa, Chordata, Leptocardii, Amphioxiformes, Branchiostomatidae.